ACUUCAAUUAACCAGUAUUUUUAAAUAUUUCGAAUUAAGAUUUAAUUCUAAAGUAAAAUUGUUUUCAUCGAUUUUAAAUACAAUUUUAAUGAUUAUUUAUUCACCAAUCGUCGUUUAUGCACCAGGACUUAUUGUAUCACAUGUCACAAAAAUCAACGUCCAUUACAUAACACCAAUUAUUUGUUUAGUUUGUAUACUUUAUACAGUUUUUGGUGGAAUCAAAGCGGUUAUUUGGACGGAUGCUUUGCAAUCAUUGAUAAUGAUUGGUUCAUCAGCUACGGUUAUUGCACUCGGAAUCAUAGAACAUGGUGGAAUUGGAAACGUUUUUAAAACGAAUUAUGAAACGGGUCGAUUCAUUUUAAAAUUUGAUUUAGAUCCAACGUUAAGAGAUACGAUAUGGAGUUUGACUUUUGGCACUUAUUUCCAUGUUUUGGGAAUAUACAGUUUUGGACAAAGUACAAUUCAAAAGUAUCUAUCUUUAAAAGACUUUAAAGAUGUAAAAAGAACAAACAUAAUUGCUUCGUUUGGAUUAAUAUUGGUAUUUUUCUUGUGCCAACUAUGUGGAUAUGUGGCUUUGGCUCGUUACGUUUUUUGCGAUCCUAAAAGUGUGAAUAAAAUACAAAAACCCGAUCAAAUUUUACCUUAUUACAUCAUGGAUUUAGGCAAAUCAUUUCCAGGCUUGGCCGGAAUAUUUGUAGCUGGUGUUAUUAGCGCCGGAUUGAGCACUUUAUCGGCCAUACUUAACAGUUUAGCUGCAACAAUGUACAACGAUUUCUUAUGUAAUUUAUUACCCAAUAAAAUCGUUAAAAACCACGAAGCAACAACUUUAAAAUUUCUCGUCGCUAUUUUAGGGGUUUUAUGUGUCUCUAUGGUUUAUAUUAUUGAACAUUUAGGAACAACACUACUUCCUUUGGUAACAACUUUUCUUGGACUUACAAGUGGUCCGAUGGUAGGGUUAUUUUUUGCAGGAAUGUUAUUACCCAAUAUAAACGCAACGAGUGUCUUAAUCGGUGGAGUAACCUCCUUAGUAAUACUUAUAUGGAUCGUUUUUACUUCACAAUGGUAUAAAACAAACAAAAUGCUUGUAUAUCCGACUUUAAAUGUGUACACAAAUAGUUGUAAAUUUCAAACCAACGAUUCGAGUAUUCUUUUGAAUCCAAUAACGAAUAUAACAAAUGUAACAAUCAAUGACGUGCCGUGGAUUUAUAGAAUAUCUCACCAUCUUUACCCAAUUAUUGGAGUUAUAGUUGUUGUAGUAAUAAGCUUAAUAGCGAGUUAUUUCUUUAAAAAUAAGGAGCCUGUUAAUGAAGAUUAUUUAAGUCCGGUGGUUGCGCGUUAUAUGAGACGAAAGCGUUAUGGAAAAUCAGCCAGUUAUGUUAGUAUAGAGAAAGCUCAUUUGCAAUUAAAUGAUAUAAAAGACUGAACGAUUUAAUGUUUCUAAUUAAUUUAAUUAAUUUUUCAUAUACUUUUUUAAUUUGUGCUGUAAUUUAACAGAAAUUCAUUAAAGUAAAACUAUUUAACCUUGAA
Onthophagus taurus is the source of this 1527-nucleotide messenger RNA. Its product is annotated as sodium-coupled monocarboxylate transporter 1-like. Gene Ontology annotation, biological process: sodium ion transport; transmembrane transport. Gene Ontology annotation, cellular component: membrane. The record is from RefSeq and is a predicted model, not a curated record. Gene Ontology annotation, molecular function: symporter activity. NCBI's taxonomy places the organism in Eukaryota, Metazoa, Arthropoda, Insecta, Coleoptera, Scarabaeidae.